Molecule: messenger RNA, 436 nt
Organism: Prunus mume (Japanese apricot)
Lineage: Eukaryota; Viridiplantae; Streptophyta; Magnoliopsida; Rosales; Rosaceae
Source: RefSeq, a predicted model, not a curated record
CUAGCUAGAAGACGAAACUAAGUACAGAUUAAUUAUGGAACUCCAAAGCACCUUCCUCUUAGGCCUCCUACUUGUUCUUGGGUGUGCAGUUACAAGUAUUGGAGCUACUAAUUCAAAGCAUUCUGUUGCUACAUGUAGCGCUGCUUUGCUAAACCGGAGCAGUUUCCCGGAAGGUUUCUUAUUCGGGGCAGCUGGAUCGGCGUACCAGUAUGAAGGUGCUGCAAAUGAAGGUGGUAGAGGACCAAGUAUAUGGGAUACAUUCACUCACAAAUAUCCAGAGAGGAUAAAGGACCGCAGCAAUGGAGAUGUGGCUAUUGAUCAAUAUCAUCGCUACAAGGAAGAUGUUCAGGAUUUGAAGGAUACGGGUUUUGAUGCUUACAGAUUUUCAAUCUCAUGGUCUAGAGUUUUAGAUGAGUAUAGUUAUAUCAUCUGUUAA